GUUACUACUCCAUCUACAAACGACAUCGUUUUUUUUAAAAAAUUUAAAACCUAAAAGUAGUUUUUUUAAGGAAAAAAACUUAGAUUUUCCAAGAGGGGUACGCUAUCAGAGUCGCCACCGCUCCAGGCACGUCGCACGCAGCAUCCCGAAAAGUCGCCGCCGUCUGCGGACAGCCUCCGCCGCCGCCUACGCCGCUAGUUCGAGGCCUUCAGUGCUCCUUUCCACCGCCUCCAACCUCCAGGUUUCCAUUCCUCUCCGUCAGCCAUGGCUCGUAACGAGGAGAAAGCGCAGUCGAUGCUGAACCGGUUCAUCUCCAUGAAGGAGGAGGAAAAGAAGAAACCGAAAGAGCGCCGACCUUACCUGGCAUCAGAGUGCAGAGACCUUGCAGAGGCCGACAAGUGGAGGCAGCAAAUAAUGCGGGAAAUUGGCCGGAAGGUGGCAGAGAUCCAGAAUGAGGGUCUGGGGGAGCACCGACUUCGUGAUCUGAACGAUGAAAUUAAUAAGCUAUUGCGUGAGAAAGUGCAUUGGGAAAGACGGAUUGUCGAGCUGGGUGGACCAAAUCACACCAGGCAUUCUGCUAAAAUGACGGAUCUGGAUGGAAAUAUUGUUGAUGUCCCGAAUCCAGGUGGGCGUGGGCCUGGUUACAGAUACUUUGGCGCGGCCAAGAAGUUGCCUGGAGUUCGAGAAUUGUUUGAGAAGCCCCCUGAGUUGCGGAAGAGAAGGACGAGGUAUGAUAUAUACAAGAGGAUUGACGCAAGUUACUACGGGUAUAGAGACGAUGAAGAUGGUAUACUGGAGAAGUUGGAGGGGCCGGCAGAGGAGAAGAUGAGGGCAGCUGCACUGAAGGAGUGGAUGGAUAUGGAGGAGAUAAAGAAAGAAGCAAGGAAGGCGGUGAAGAGCGGGGAGGUGGUAGAGGUUGGGUUGGGAGCGAAAAUAUUGUUCGAGGAAGAAGAGGACGUGGUGGAAGAGGAGAGGAGGGAAAGAGAGAGGGAAAAGGAAAAGGAGUUUGUGGUGCACGUCCCCUUGCCGGAUGACAAGGAGAUUGAGAGAAUGGUAUUGCAGAAGAAGAAGAUGGACCUCUUGAGCAAAUAUGCCAGUGAAGAUUUGGUUGCAGAGCAGACUGAAGCAAAGGCCAUGCUCAAUAUUCACAGAUGAAUCCAUAUCAUGCAGGUUAGCAAUGUGUCAAAACUGUUUGCUCCUUUUAUUGAAGUAAAGACUAAAGUUUCAUGAUAUUGUUUGUUUUUUCAAUCUUGUAAAUCAAUCAAGGAUUAAUGGAGUUGUGCCCAUAUAGUCUAAUGUUCUGUUUUAUGUUGUACUCUGAAAGGCUUUAAGAUUUCUGGCUUUCUUUCUUGAAUUCUCAUACUAGGAUUAGUGAGUGUGAUUUGAGCCGUAGGUCUCUUAGAAACAGUCUCUCUACUGUCGAGGUCGCGUAAGGUACCCUUCCCUAAUCAUACUUUUGUGGGAUUUUU
This is a messenger RNA of Cuscuta campestris, 1469 nucleotides long. The record is from the annotation of a GenBank genome assembly. Lineage: Eukaryota; Viridiplantae; Streptophyta; Magnoliopsida; Solanales; Convolvulaceae.